AGGAAGAAAAUACACCAGCCAAAAUCCACCGUGAUUUCCCACCGUCGCGGCGUUUUUCCCCACGCCACCGUCGCUCCACGCCGCCCCGGCGUCGCCGCCUCCACCCGUUCGCCCCCGGUAACACCCUGCUUUUAUCCUACCCCCUCCCCGGCAGCGCAUCACGAUUCACGCCCGCUGCCUCUUGCGUUACGCCUCGUCGCCCCCCAUCCUAUCUCCAGUCGCCCGCCGCCCCGCCGCCCGAAGCACGGAUGGUGGGGGACCUGUCCCUCCUCGCCGUCGCCGCCGCCUCCCCCGUCGUCCUCCCACCGUCCAAGGAGCUCCAUGGAGUGCUGCCGUUCCAGGGGAAGAGGCCGCACGACGCUGCCGCGGCCGCGGUGCAGCUCUGCGCGCCGCUGCAGCAGCAGCAGCAGCAUCCGCAUCACCAUCUCGAGGGUCUGCCCGUGCAGAUGAUGAUGCCCUGCGGCAAUCAGGCCCAGGCCGUGCCUGCCGCCUACCAGGCCUUCGCCAUGCCCGACACGGCCACGCUCAUCGACGUGCAAGAUUCCCACCCUGAUUCAGUUCGACUUAGCCUUGGGAUUGCUGAGCAAUGUGCAAGGCAAGAGAAAAUCCUCAAGUUUCUGAUGUCAGUGACGUCAGGGUCUGACGUGAAAGAACUUGAUGAAUCCUUGCUAUCUGAAUUCACUGGCCAACAGACUCUACCAAUUAACUUGGGAAAUCAACCAUAUAUACCGGAUGAUAAGUUAACUAUCUGUGAGUUUGGAUUGGAAUUGGAUGAGCCCCAACAGUAUCUGCCAGAGAAACAACUUGUCAUCCCUGAUCCUCUUCUGGACUUUGUUCAGUCCUAUGGCUCUGCUCUUACUAUCGAUCAAAAUGGCCGAAUCCUAUUUGCCGGCCAUGGAGAUGAGAUGAGAGACUUGUUAUCACUUUUUCUAGAGUUCAACAUGUCUAAACGAGAAACAAGUGGCUGCAAGACUGCAUUUCUAGUUCCAUACUUUGAGAGGAAAAAGCGUUCUCGGGCUAACAGCCAAGUAUCCAAUACAAAUUUAGCAAGCAUGGCAACCGAUAUUUCAAAAAGCGCUGAUGUGAAGUCAAAAUCUUCAUCAAAGAAGAAACAGAGAGGGAAAAACAUCAAAGAACGUGAAUUGCAUCAGAGAAACUAUAUACAUGCUAGCGAGGCAUUUCUAUCCAUCCUGCUGGACAAGGACAAAAGCAGCUCGACAAUUCUCUCACUGAAAAAGGCUGGUCCAGAGAUCAAUGAACUUUUGACUCAGUGUUCUGUUGGCAUAGCUGGAACUGGCUUGGCUAUUCUUCUGUCAGUUAUGUGCAAGAUGGCUACCGGCAUGAGAACUCCUUUUGCUUCAGCUCGACUGCUGAGCACCAGUGUUGGAUUUGGGCUCUUUUGGCUCUCCUGGGCAGUCAAUGGUUUGCGUGACACCAUUGCCAGCAUUUUCAGAAGCCCAAGUAACAUUAAUAUGGAGGAGGAUGAGGUAGCAGUGAGAAUACAGAAAAGCAUGAAUGAAAUUCUCUUCAGAGCCAUAACUCUCUUGGCCAUCACUGCAUUGAAGUUUGCAUGAGCUGCUACCUUUGUUAGUUUUCCCCUACCCAGCCAUGAUGUAUAAUCCACCAUUUUGGCUCAGGAGUUCUGCUUCUGUAGGACUAAGUUCACCAUCCUUUUUGGUUCAGGAGUACUGCUUCUGUAGGACUAAGUUCCAACUGUCCAAAUCAUGAUUCUAGUUUCUUAUUGAUCCUGUAGAAAGUGAGCUAAGUUGUAAAUUGUACAGAAUUUUGCAUGGAGUGGUGUAUAUGAAAGAUGAAAUUUGCUUAUCUCUGUGAACGUUGAAUAAUUUAAUGUCCAGAGAUUAUACAUAUUUCUAUCUAGCAGUUUUGUCCCAA
Messenger RNA from Setaria italica (foxtail millet), 1893 nucleotides. RefSeq lists its product as uncharacterized. The coding region runs from base 249 to 1574 and encodes 441 amino acids. The record is from RefSeq and is a predicted model, not a curated record. NCBI's taxonomy places the organism in Eukaryota, Viridiplantae, Streptophyta, Magnoliopsida, Poales, Poaceae. The transcript has 5 exons.